AUGGUUGAGAAGACGGCGGCUGACAGGCAGAUAGACAAGAUCUUCGAAGAAAUUCACAACAUCGCCGAACAGAUAUCCAAGCCGUCUAAGCUUUUCCCUCUGAGCACUCCCAAGUCCCCGACCUGGACCCAUAUGAUUCCCCUCGUAGGAGAGACGGCAAUUUUGGGCAGAGAGGGUCAAGAUUGGAAGGAUCUCCGCAAAAGAUAUAACCCAGGGUUCACAACUCAACAUUUGUGGACUCUGCUCCCUCUCAUUCUCGAGAAAAUGGAACCAUUCUGGAAGUACCUUGACCAAUUUGCUACUUCAGAGGAAGAAUUCUCUUUGGAGAAGCUCAUCUCUAAUUUGACCUUUGAUGUUAUCGGUGCCGCUGUGAUGGGAGCUCAACUUAACGCACAACAGAGGGACAGCUCAAAGCAAGGCGAACUCAUUCGGCUGUUCGCGGAGCUUGUGCAGACAUACAACGACGACAAGAACAACCUUCCAUGGUGGAUUGUCCCUUUGACUACACGAAAGCGGAUUCGGCUGGCUAAGCGCAUUGAUGUACUGGUAAAAGACAAUAUUCAGCGAAGAUAUGCGGAGCUGAAAGAGGAAGCAAAAGGAAAUCGAUCACGAAGCAUUGUGGCUCUCAGUUUCCAAGACACGGAAACCCUGACUCCGCAACUUCUAUCAGAGACGUCGGACCAAGUGCGCAGCUUCCUAUUCGCAGGACACGAUACAAACACCAGUAUGCUGCAGUGGGCGUUUUACGAGCUGAGUCGUACACCCCACGCGCUCAAGGCAGUUCGUGACGAGCUCGACGAGGUUCUUGGUCCUCAAAUUGAACCAUCUACAAUUUGUGCUACUCUCGCAGAGCGAGGCGAGGAUAUUCUCCCCCGUUUACAUUACGUCAAUGCUGUGAUCAAGGAGACACUUCGCCUACACCCCCCUGCCAGCACCGUUCGUAUGACGGAGCCUGGAACAGGCUUCACAGUUUGCACUCCCACCGGCGAGGAGUACAAUCUCGAUGGGACCAUAAUGUAUUCGUGUCAGAGCAUCAUCCAGCGGGAUCCAUCCGUGUAUGGAGACACAGCGGAUGUCUGGGUCCCUGAACGAUGGCUCGGCGAGGCGGCGAAGAGCAUUCCCGCGAGUGCUUGGCGGCCGUUUGAGAGAGGUCCGAGGAACUGCAUCGGAUCUGAGCUUGCGAAUCUCGAAUCUCGCAUCAUCAUCAGCAUCGUGGCUCGGAAGUACGACUUCAUUAAGGUGGGGUUGGGUGAGAGCGUUUUGGAUGAAAAGGGCUAUCCUACGCUUGAUGACAAGGGCCAAUAUAAGACCAAGUCGGACUUGUACAAUGUAGGUCAUGAUUCCCUUUUGUCCAUGGUGUAUGGCUUUACAAAGAGUCUUCUCUAA
This is a messenger RNA of Diaporthe amygdali, 1386 nucleotides long. RefSeq lists its product as uncharacterized. The record is from RefSeq and is a predicted model, not a curated record. The coding region runs from base 1 to 1386 and encodes 461 amino acids. Gene Ontology annotation, molecular function: oxidoreductase activity, acting on paired donors, with incorporation or reduction of molecular oxygen; iron ion binding; heme binding. Lineage: Eukaryota; Fungi; Ascomycota; Sordariomycetes; Diaporthales; Diaporthaceae. The transcript has 3 exons.